AUGACGUGCACCAAAGCUGCAACAAAAGUCGCUGUCCAUUUACCUCCAUCACUGCUGGUCAUCUCAUAUAAAACACAACAAGCCUCUUCUUCUUUUUUACUGAAUGAGUAUAUAAAUCAUUACUUGCUUGACUUUCUCUCUAUUUUAGUGUUGUUCACUGAGGUUCCUCGUGACAUCAUCUCUCAGGUUGGAGAAGAUGUGGAGUUGGCGUGUUCCUUCAAGGGGGCCGGUUCCUCAUCCAUUUCUCUGGAAAUUCAGUGGUGGUACGCUCGACACGGUAAAGACUUACCAGAGAAACCUGAAUGGACAGACAACCAGGUGCUUUCACACGAAGAAACAUCAAAAGGGGAAACCAAAAUAAGUGUGGUCAAAGUGGUCGGCAGUAACAUCUCGCACAAGCUUCAUCUGUCUAGCCUCAAACCAUCAGAUGGGGGCACGUACGAAUGCAGGGUGAUCGACUUCAGUGAAAGCCAAGCUCAGCAGCACAGAGUUCAGGCGUAUCUGCAGGUACGGCCGGAUGAUCUGCAACACGAACGCGCACAGUUCCGUCACAUGGACCACGAGACCCAUCAGCACACCGUAAAGGGCAACCAUCAGCUGGAUGAUGGAGAGCCGGGUGAUGCGGACCUUCACAAGAGACACCCCAAGCGUGAGGAAAUGUUUUAUAAAGUUGAUCAUCAUGAGGGAAACAAAACCAAAGCCGGAAAUAAACACCAAUCAGAGAGCAGAGAUUUCCAAACACAUGACAUGCAGAUGAACAGUGACUCUGUCCUGAUGAAGACUGUAAACUAUAGAGGAAAGGAGGGAAAGAAGAAGAGAUAUAACGGGUGAUUAUGAAGAAGAAACAAAGAGGGAAAUAAAAAAGUGCGCUCACAUUUUAAAAUCAUUUAUUAAUUUAAAGUAAAUGACAGAAUGGCCAUGCAUCAACUGCACAAUUUAGAUAAUGGAUGACUGCAUAUACAAAUGUGCCAGUAAAUCUGCUGAAUUAUUCUGAUUAUUGUGUAAUAAUUAUAUUUAGUGUUUUGUUAUCACACGGAUGUAAACAAGAAAUGUGUAUGUCAUUUUAACGUUAGCUAGUUUUAACCAAAUUAUUAUUAGUAAUUUGUUAUUUGACCUGCAUAUUAGCAUAUUAAAGGGAUAGUUCAGUGAAAAUUACCCCGUGAUUUACUCACCCUUAAGCCAUCCAUAUUCGCAUGACCAUCUUCUUUUAGAUGAACACAAUUGAAGUUAUAUUAGAAAAUGGCUCUUCCCAGCUUUAUAAUGUUAUGUAAAUUUAGGGUCAUUUUCAAGCACAAAAAGUGCAUCCAUCCUUCACAGACGCAAUCUACACAGCUUCAGGCGUGUCCCCAGAGUACAUAUGUGAAGUUUUAACUCAAAAUAUCAUAUAGGCUAGAUAAUUUAUUAUAAAAUGUUAAAAUUGCCACUUUGUGUGUGAUCAAAAAUUUGCUGUUUUUGGGUGUGUCUUUUAAAAUGCAAAUGAGCUGAUAGCUGCACAAAAUGGCAGUGCCGUGGAUGGCAGAUUAAGUGGCGGUAUUGUUAUAAUAAGAUCCCCUUCUGACAUCACAAGGGGAGGCAAAUUUCAAUUAGCCUUUUUUUACAUGCUUGCAGAGAAUUUUCAAAGUUACUUGUUUUAUCUUUAUCACAUUUUCUAGGUUGAUUGAAGCACUAUGGACCCAAUUAUAGCACUUAAACAUGGACAAAAGUCAGAUUUUCAUGAUGUGUCUGUCUCCUUUAAUAAAGGCCUUC
Paramisgurnus dabryanus is the source of this 1746-nucleotide messenger RNA. RefSeq names its product V-set and transmembrane domain containing 2 like b (gene vstm2lb). NCBI's taxonomy places the organism in Eukaryota, Metazoa, Chordata, Actinopteri, Cypriniformes, Cobitidae. The record is from RefSeq and is a predicted model, not a curated record. Gene Ontology annotation, cellular component: membrane.